This is a messenger RNA of Anopheles marshallii, 1668 nucleotides long. Its product is annotated as homeobox protein vnd-like. Gene Ontology annotation, biological process: regulation of transcription by RNA polymerase II; cell differentiation. The record is from RefSeq and is a predicted model, not a curated record. The transcript is spliced from 3 exons. Gene Ontology annotation, cellular component: nucleus. NCBI's taxonomy places the organism in Eukaryota, Metazoa, Arthropoda, Insecta, Diptera, Culicidae. Bases 1 to 1668 code for a protein of 555 amino acids. Gene Ontology annotation, molecular function: RNA polymerase II cis-regulatory region sequence-specific DNA binding; DNA-binding transcription factor activity, RNA polymerase II-specific.
AUGGCGGGUCCGACGGCAACGGCACCGGUCCUGACCUGGUCGCCAUUGCUUUUUCCACCCUGGAAUACGGCCUUACUGCCGGCUGCGUUUUAUCCCGUUGCGGCUCUCCGAUCACUGCCUGGGUUCCUUGACAGCAUGAAACUCCCACAAUCGCAACGAACCACAAGCACCGGGGCCGGCUUUCGUAUCUGCAACCUGCUCGAGCUGGACAACGACAAGAAGCAGCAUGCGAAAAAGCGAAAAAGCUCUAGCUCGAUAGACGAUGCCGUAACGCUUCAUCGUUCCCGGGACCAAGACGCUGAUGAGGCGGACGAUGAAGAUGACUCCGGUGCGGUUGAUACGGCCUGUCCGGACGGUUCCCUCACGCGGCGAAGCGGGACAACACUAUCCCAGGAAGACACUAGCAGUAAUCCGGAUCUGCACGGUUGCAGUGCGAUCAACAGUGACGAUGACAGUAGACCCGAAGCCCGGGGCCCGGAUGGUGGUAGGGGAACGAUGGGCAGUGCGGCAAGCCGUGGACCGGACGAACGGACAAGUCCAUCCGCGACGAGUGGCGACGAGGGUGGUGGAAAACCGUCGUUUGGUUUACGAACCACCAGCCUGGCGGAGGAUUUGCAUGCCCGGUUCGGAUACUCUGCGCUGCAUCCCGGUUCGCAUCUUUCGCAUCUACCUUCGCAUCCACACCAUCAUCAUCACCAUCAUCAUCAGCAUAAUCACCAUCACCAACAUCAUCCGGCACAUCUGCAUCAUCCGCAUCAUACGCUCGCUUCUACGCCUCCCGGUCACGCCCUGUUUGGUGGACGAUCCUGGCCGUACGACAGCUGCAAUACACUAACUGCAUGCCAUCAGCAAGCGGCCCAGCAAGCCCACCAACGGCUGUUCGCCCAGCAGGUCAGCCCAGCGGACAGUACCUCGCCGGUGCACUCGGAACGGUCGUACAUCGGUAGUGGCGGGUUGGCGACCCUAGCGGCGGGUGUCACCGGUACGGCCGGUGAUCUUACCGUCGGCAGCCACCUGGCGUCGGGACGGGCCGGUUCCGGUAUGCGCACACCGAGCCCGUCCGACUCGGAGCGUGGCGAUCCGCACCACAUGCACGGCGAUACGCACACGGAAAACUCGGACGACGUUGACAUCGAGGAGGGCUGUGACGAUGAGAUCGACAUGAUCGACGAUACGGACGAUGGCAGCAUGCCGACGGAGCGUGGCCACCAAUCGAACGGGCUGGGCCACAAGAAGCGCAAACGGCGGGUCCUUUUCUCCAAGGCACAAACGUACGAGCUGGAGCGUCGGUUUCGGCAGCAGCGGUACCUGUCCGCACCGGAACGGGAACAUCUCGCGUCGCUGAUCCGCCUCACACCGACGCAGGUGAAAAUUUGGUUCCAGAACCAUCGGUACAAGACGAAGCGGGCCGCACACGAGAAGGGUGCGCUUGACCACCACGGUGGCCAUGGUGGGGGUGGCAGUGGGGCUGGAGGGUUACCAUCACCCCGUCGGGUCGCUGUGCCGGUGCUGGUGCGCGAUGGUAAACCAUGUCUCGGGGGUAGCAAACAACCGCACGAUCUACUGACGGCAGUACCCGGUGCGGCUCAUCUUCAACUACCGCCCGGAUUCCAGCAUGCCAGCCUGCUUCAUCAUGCUGCGGCGGCUGCAGGACGCUGGUGGUCAUAG